Messenger RNA from Dreissena polymorpha, 5628 nucleotides. RefSeq lists its product as uncharacterized. The transcript is spliced from 24 exons. The record is from RefSeq and is a predicted model, not a curated record. Gene Ontology annotation, molecular function: ubiquitin-protein transferase activity; transcription corepressor activity. Lineage: Eukaryota; Metazoa; Mollusca; Bivalvia; Myida; Dreissenidae. Gene Ontology annotation, cellular component: cytoplasm; nucleus. Gene Ontology annotation, biological process: negative regulation of gene expression. Bases 167 to 4765 code for a protein of 1532 amino acids.
CGUCAUUAACGCGUAAUCAACCACCACGAACCGCAAGAUAAUGGAAGGAGGAGAUGAAAUCGAAAGUGCAUUUUAUUAAGUGGAGAUGUCCCUGAAAAAAAGCUUAUAGCAGCUUUAUCCUGGAAAGAGAUCACCUUUGUUUUGGGUAUCAACAAAAAACAACAACAUGGAAAAACAUUUUACCCACAAGGGGUCUCAUAAUUCAACUAUUGGUGCCAUGUUUACAUUGACUGAUGUUGGAGUUGAAAUGCCAUGGUCAGUUUUAUCUCAUUUUAAUAUUGUGGAGUAUCUUAAAUCGGAGAAUAUAAUUGUUGUGGAGAACAAGGAUAAUACUGAUGACGCACGCAUUAUUAGUACAAAAGAAAAGAAUGAUUUAAAAAAAAUUAUCAAAAAAUUUGUGACAAACAAUAUUUACUCAAAACCAGUACAGUUCCAAAGUACUUUAGCCUUCAAGUUAUUGCUUGUAAAUGAUACCGGUAAAUUAAACCAAAAUGUUAUGGUCUUCUUGCAACAUUUAUGUGGAGAAUCUGUUUUGUUGUAUGUUGACAUUAAAUCACAAAUGUGUUAUUUAUAUAGCAAUGUCAUAAAUGAUUUGCUAAAUUUACCACAAACAAUAGAGUGUGCAAUUGUUGAAAUGGUCUAUACACAGUCAGAAAUUGAAUAUAUCCAUGCAUACAUUGAAAAAUGGUAUAAUGUUGCCAAGCUGAUUCCAUGUUGCACAAGUGGUUUUACAACAAAAUUUGUAGCAACCCAUGAUGUCCUUGAUGAUCUGGACAGAAAUGCAAUCUAUAUGCAUUGUGUACAGGUCAGUUUGAAUGAAACUGAAUUACUGGUGAAAUGUCACGAACUUGAUACUCACUUGAUUGACCUUUCAAAGGCACUUUCUGUUACUGUGGUUAGCCUUGAAAAACAGGCAAAACUUCUGAGUUUGAAGGGGACAAAGAAAAGUGUAAGAGAACUGAUGUCCACAUGGAGAAAUAUGUACAUACAGCUAGAAACAUUGUUUAAUGUACCUGUGUCAAAAGUUCAUUUUAUAAAUAAUGAAUUACAAAAAGUAAGUGAUGGAAAUUUGUUUUCUGUGGACAUAACAGUGAAUGCACCAAAUAAAGAGGCUGAUGUUGGUGGGAAAGUGAUUGCUAGCUGGCUAAAUUCUGAGGGACGCGGUAUAUAUUUAGUCAAAGGUGAUCUGUUGGCAUUACAUGUUGACACCAUAAUUAUUUUGACAACAAACGUCCUAUUCCCGCUGUUUGAAGCAAAAGGAUUUCGAAAUGAUUCACAGCUAUCCAUAAAAGACACUAAAUUUCCAAUUGGACAUGUAUUCUUUUCUGGAAACACACCCGAACGAUGUCUUGUUGUUGUACAAAACGCCAGUAAACGAAGGGAUGAUGCAACGUGGGAUGAUCAGCUUAGAAGUUGUUUUAGAAAUGCCUUUCAAAAAAUUGCAGAGAAGGGUCUUUCCAAAGUUGCUAUUCAUGCAUCUGUCAUUGAUGAAACAAAUGUUCCAUAUUUUCUUAAAGCGUUUGUUGAGACCUCUGUUCAAUGGAACUUUGUGUCCUACAUUUGCUGCCAAAGUUUUGAAGAAAUAGUACCCACUCACAACGUCAUUCAACAGAGCCUUCUUCUUGGUCAACACAACCUUAGAAGAAAUCUUCGUUUUGACAACGUGCAAGGAUUCCGUAAGAUUGCUGUAGAAAUUAGAGAAGGUUCGAUUGUUGAGCAAGAGGCUGACGUUCUUGUAAACACAGUAGACAAGUCCCUUGACCUUCAAAAUGGCCAGUUGUCAAAGUUAUUUUAUGAAAAGGCUGGCAAAGAAAUCGAAGAUGAGUGCAAACAAUUUCAUCCAAAAGGUUUGCAAUUCGGGCAGUGUGCAGUCACUAGUGCUGGUCUGUUGAAAAAGAAUGGAGUUCAUCAAAUAUUACAUUGUGCUUUGCCAGAUUACAACAAAACACAAUUUGAACAGGACAUCAGACAAAUGGUAAAACUUUGUCUACUGAAUGCAGACUUAAAAGCAUCCAAAUCAAUUGCAUUUCCAUCACUUGGAAUGGGGACUCUGGGCUAUCCAAUUUCUGAGACACAGUAUGCGAUGCUUCAAGCUGUCGAGGAGUACCAAUUUGAGGCAGUCUCUUCAAAUAUAGAAACUGUUAUCUUUGUUGUUUUCGAAAAAAAUAAGGAACAAGAAAAUAAAAAUUAUGAGCGAUUUCUAAAAAAUAGAUCUGCAUUAUUUCCUGAACACAACAUGAAAAGGAAACGUGAGCUGCUAACUGUUGGUUUUCAUAAGAUUGCGGUCAAAAUUAGGAAAGGCUCAAUUGUUGAGCAGCAGGUUGAUGUGCUUGUCAACACAGUAGACACUUCACUUGACCUUAACAAAGGUCAGGUGUCCAAGCUUAUUUAUGAACAUUGUGGUAAGAGAAUACAGGAUGAGUGCCAUAAAUCAUGCCCAAACGGGCUACCACAGAGGAAUUGUACAGUUACCAGCGCCGGAGACUUGGCAAAGAUUGGUGUUAAAAGAAUUGUGCAUUGUGUGUUGCCAGUUUUCAACAAAACGGUAUUUGAAAAGGAUGUGAAAGACUUAGUAAAACUGUGCUUAAUGCAUGCCAAUAAGCAAUCAUGCAAGUCAAUUGCUUUUCCAUCUAUUGGUAUGGGAAAACUUGGAUAUCCAGUCCUUGAGACAAAAUAUGCCAUGCUACAGGCUGUCGAGGAGUAUCAGUAUGAGGCUCUAUUUUCUACUCUUGAAACAGUUGUCUUUGUUGUCCUUGAAGACGACAUGUAUGAGCAGUAUCUUAGAAUACAAGGUGAUGGGUUUCAACCAAAGAAUAAGAGUGUUCUCGAUGUUGGAUUUCCAGGCAUAAGCAGAGUGAUUGACACAGUCAAAAUACAUGUCACUUCAAGUUUGGUUAAAAAUUGUUUGCCAGUCUCAGCAAUCAUAUUUAAUGUGACAGUGGAUGAUAACGUUGGAGAAGUGGAUGUUUGCCUGGCAAGGGGACAUAUUGUUCUACUGUCAUCACCAACUCACAUCACAGUCAAACAUGCAAUUGAAAUGUGUAUCGAAGCCAAAGUUAUGGAUGUUGUAUUCUGCAUUUGCAAAGGAACAGAUGACACUGUUGGAAGCAUUUUGUCAGCAGUUGAGACAUCAAAUAAGAAAGGACAUGUACGCACAGUGUACAUACUUUUGACGGAACAAGAACUGUUAGAGAAAGCACAGAAUAAUUAUUAUGCAUGGUAUCCAUUGUUAACUGCUUGGACAAAAACAAAAGAUGAGAAUCUCCAGUGUUCAAUGAGGGUGAUGGCAUUAAAAGAAGAAGCAGAUGACGUUUUCACAAAAUGUCAACAGAUAUUGUCACCAAAGGAGAGCAAACAAGAUACAGGUUUUCUUGCGUGUAGACAUGUAUCGGAUUAUGAGGUUUCGUCUGAGAUGGUGGAGGAUCCUGAGAAACAUAGUUUUCUUGCGUGUAGACAUGUAUCGGAUUAUGAGGUUUCGUCUGAGAUGGUGGAGGAUCCUGAGAAACAUAGUGAAACACAACAUCAUCAAACUCAGCCAGUACCUGAUAUGGUGGAAAUACUUGAUAGUGAAGAUGAGGAACUUCAGAUUGCUUUGAUAGAGAGCCUUGAAAGCUCUGAAGCCAUUGUAAAUCUACCAGAUAUUCAAACUGAUCUUGACCCUGAAGACAAUCUGCAAAGUGUCCUUAAGGCAUUCCAGGUUGGGACAGUUGAUAAAGAAUCUGUAACAAAACUGCUGGUCAUGCGCAGUGAUGUUUUAAAUACGGCAUUGAAAGGCUUGAACAGAAAGAAAAUAAACUUCAAAUCAUCUCUCUAUGUCAAGUUUUCUGGAGAGAUAGGAGAAGAUCAGGGAGGUCCAAGGAGAGAGUUUUUUAGAUUAGCACUGAAGGCCUUGCAGGACUCUGGGUUCUUUGAGGGACCAGAAACUACUAAAAUCUUCUCUCACAACAUUUCAUUGUUGGACACGGACCAGUAUAGGGUUAUUGGAAGAUUAGUGGCAUUGUCUCUGGUUCAUGGUGGGCCUGGCAUCCAUUUCCUUCACCCUGACCUGUACAACCUAAUGGUUGGCAAACCAUCAAAGAUGGAAGACCUUGAAGAACUGCUACCUGCAACCACAUGUGACAUGUUACAACAGUUGAGAGAUGCUGAUGAUGAGGAUAAAAAGGACCAGUUCCUCUCAAGAUAUGCUGAUCAUCUCUUAGAUCUUGGCAUUCCCAACGUAAACCAUUUAGUAAGGCAUGAAAAGGCCAAUUUAAUUCAAAUCAUCAAGAAGCAAUACAUUUACUACAGGAUAUCAGGAGAAAUAUCUCAAUUUACUACCGGAAUGAAUGAUGUCAACCUUGCAUGGGACAUGGUCAAAUCACACGCAGAGUUAUUCGAGCCUUUGUUUUGCUUUCAUCCAAAAGAGAUCACAGGUGAAGAAAUGAUACGAUUGUUCAAAAUGAACUACAGUUUGGUGGGGUCCAAUGACAGGGCCCUUGAAGAUGUUUCAGUAUAUGGCUGGGAGGCGUUUCUACAGUCUAUUGAAGCUGGUGACAUUGAUGUAACAUUAUCAGAAGUUAUUGCCUUUGUGACGGGGGCUGACUGUUUCCCACCUUGUGGAUUUUCGAAGUUGAUAGAUGUGGACUUCUACACUUGUGGAGACAGACUUCCAUCUGCUUCAACUUGUGCUCUCCAGCUGUGGUUACCAAGAGUCAAUAACCCUGAUAUGAUUUCCAAACUUAUGUACAGGGCUUUAAAAGAAUCAUAUGGUUUUAUGAAAAGUUAGGUUAUAUGGUUUAGUUUGGUGGAUGUACAUUUUUGUAUUGUAAAGGAAGUAACAUGUAGGUAGAAAAAUAGUUAAUGUGUUUCCUGACUGUUUAAAAUAAGUUAUUUUACCAGAUUGAAUACUGGUAUAUAAGAGACUUUGCUUUAAAUAGAUGUCCUUGAGGGUGUACAAUUACACUGUGCUUAAAUGUUGCGAUAUACAAUUGGAGAAAACAUGCUUAGGCACAGCACUUCAAUUUACAUUUUGAACUCACUUAAAACUGUGCUCUUCACGUUUUAUUUUUCGAGCACAUUUCAAUUCUGAGGCUUACCGGUAGUUUAAUCAUGCAUGUUUUCUUUGAAGUAACAGAAACAAUACAAGUAAUAACAUGAUCUAGUGUGUUGAUUACGUGUAAGGUUUUCUUGAUGUGGGUGUAUGCUCUAGGGACAUUUGAAAUCCUGGCAUGUGUGGCUCCAAAAGAGAUUGAUAAUAACUAAAUACUGUAUGUAUUGUAUAUGAUAUGAGCUGCAUCAUGCUAAAAUCAGUCUUAUGCCAAAUGCAACCAGCAUAAUUCCAGCAACCCUGUCUGCAUAUGAGACCAUGCAUUCUAGUGUGACUUUAUAGCAGUCUGGGUAGCUCCUUUGCAGACUGCGCAAAUGAGCAGGCUGGUCUAAAUCUAUGCUGGCCGCAUAUGGCAUAAGACCAAGUUGUGCAUGAUACUGGUCAUAAAUGUUCCCGGCAACCAUGUGCUAUUCUGUAGGAGGGUCUGACUGUGAUUUUGUUGUGAUGACUUGUGACUGUGAUUGGUCUUGUUUGUAUGUUAUAACUGGCAUUGUUUCCAACCCACACAGUGGUUAUUUAUUACAGAAUAUGUGCGAAUCGUA